Messenger RNA from Protobothrops mucrosquamatus (brown spotted pit viper), 3843 nucleotides. RefSeq names its product synaptonemal complex protein 2 (gene SYCP2). Lineage: Eukaryota; Metazoa; Chordata; Lepidosauria; Squamata; Viperidae. The transcript is spliced from 35 exons. Bases 1 to 3843 code for a protein of 1280 amino acids. The record is from RefSeq and is a predicted model, not a curated record.
AUGGCAGAGAUUCUUGUGAGUGCUAAGAAACCUGUCCACAAGUAUAUUCAUACUAUGAAUAACAGUCUGAACUAUGAUCUUCAAGUUGCCAUUACUGAAGCAUUAUGCAGAAUGACAUCAGAAAAACAAAGAAGAGAGCUGGCAAUCCAGUGGUUUCCAAUGGAUUUUGUCAGCAGUGCAUUUAAACAAAUUAAAGAUUCUGAAUUUGAAACAGACUGCAGGAAGUUCCUUAACCAAGUUAAUGGCAUGCUUGGAGACAAAAGAAGGGUAUUUACUUAUCCUUGUUUAUCAGCUGCCCUGGAUAAACAUGAGCUACAGAUGCCAGCAGAUGAAAACCUUGAAGAAUGUUGGAUUGACUUUAAUGUUGGUAGUAAAAGUAUAUCCUUCUAUGUUGCUGCAGAUGAUGAAGGUCAACAGUGGGAAACUGUGUGCAUACCAGAAGAAGAUGUUAGGACCUACUUAAUUGAAGAAAAAGAAAAAGAGAAAAUGUUAAUGGUACAUCUAAACAACUCAAUGUCUGUUGGUGCCCAGGAAGGUGAGAAAAUAACCUUACAUUUCGAUUCUGCAUUGGAAAUUAUGGAUGCAAUAAGAAAAGUUUAUGAUGCUACAAAAUGUCAGGGGUUUACAAGGAAGAAUACUGGGUCAGUUGCAAAAACAACGGUGCAUGUAGUUUUUGAUGAAAGUGGAUCACAGACCACCCCUGGUAAAAGGAAAAUGUCUGAGGCAUCAAUGAUUUUGUCAUCCACUUCCAGGUUUUCUGUGCAGAGUCCAUUUUCCUUAAUUAAUACUUCAACUCCACGAAAAGGGAAGAUUAAAACCCCUCUUCAGAUGACGAGCUUAGUGGAAAGAAAUGAUGUUUUCUCAGUACCUGAGACAAGAGCAAUGAAGGCUGUCCGGGAAGCUAAUUGUGCACCUCUACUUUCUGCAACCAAGGCUCUUAACAGGAAUAAUUCCAUUGAGAAGGAAGUUCCAGCUGAGAAAAUGAAAAAUAUGAUCCACAGUGAGGAAGAUGUAGAUAUUAAUGGAAAGCAAAAAUUAGAUGAAUUAAGUGAUAUUGUUCCUGAUUCCCAACCACCAAUAUGCAAAAGUGACAAAUCAUUAUUGCCUGGCCUUUCAGAUAAUUAUAUUGCUGAAAUUAAAACGCAGAAAAAAACAAAGUGCUGGAUACCUGAAACAAUAAUAACUCAAUGUCAAAAGAUUACUGCAUCAGAAACUGCUAACCUAAGUGACAGAGCUGCUAAGCAAAAAGCUUUCGCUUCAAUAUUUGAAAUGACUUCUUCUGAGCUAAGACAUAAACAGUGUUUCAGUGGUGAACUCGUAGAGGAUCAACACAGCAAAACCAAUAAAAUACCAGACUCACAAACCAAUUUUAAGCAUUUGGAUGAGAAAAGACCAAAAAGUAAAAGCAGAAAAAGUGUUUCCAAUACAUCUGAAAUAUCACUUCCUGCUACCAAAAAGAAUAAUAGUUCUCUAAUAAAUCCAAGGCAUUCCAAAUCAAUCUCUGAAAUGAAUGAUCAUGAUACUAGAUUGAAUGUAUCACCUCCUGAAACUGCUAAUAAAAAAACUGAUCCAAUAAAUUAUGAAAAGAAAGCAAAAUCAAAAGAUGUGAUUGAAGCAGCAGAAAUGUUAAUAAGUAAAAUCAGCAAAAGAUAUAAAGAGAAGAAUGGUGUAAAAAAUACAGGAAAACCGUGGCAGUCAUUUUCGGAUAGCAGGACAUCUUUAAAUAAAAUUGAUAGCGAUAAUAAGAAAAAAAGACAGAAUAGAAGAACUGGAAAUUUCAAAACUACAGUACAUAACAAUACUAAUGAACAACAUGUGGAUGAUGUCUAUGACUUUAAUCUAAGUGGAUUUGAUGAACCUACAAUAAAGCUUGGAGUCCAGGAAUUACAUCUUACUAGUUUAGAAGCUACUCGUGAACUCCCAAAGAAAAUGACUCAGAAAAAUGAAGCAAAAAGUAUAACCCAAAAGAAGCAGGAAGGGAAGGGCAAGACAAAUAGAAAUUACAAGCAUCUUUUCAGUGACACAGACACCGAAUAUAGAGGUGAUGAUACGAAGACAGAUAUUAGCUGGUUAAGGGAAUCAAAUAGAAAGCCAAAACCUCAGCUUAUAAACUACACCAGAGCCAGAAAACCAAGGAAGUCCAAAACUCUGGAACCAGAUAAUUUCUCUGUAUCACCAGGGAUGAGGGAAAUAUCUCCACCCCCAAAAAGCAGAAGUAAUAAGAAUGAUAACGAUGAUGGGGAAAGAAUACUACCAACUAGAUCAAAAAAUCUCAGAAAAGCAGCACGAGACAAAAAAUAUUACAAAGAACUCUCAAGUUCAGAGAUAGAGAGUGAAGAGGAAAUUUCUGAAUAUUUGAAUAAGAAGAACACUUCAAAUGAAUAUCCAGAACAUAAAAUUACAGCAAAAUCUAGAGCUGUUAAUCAAUCCGAGAUACAACAACAUACACUUGCCAGUGAGACAGUCAAAGGAAAAUUGAUAAAUCAGCCAAAAAGACCUACUAAAGAAAAAGAUGACAUGAUAAAAAAACAAAUGGAAUUACCAUCAUCUCCUUCAUCUGGGAGUCCACCUUUCUCUGAGAUAAUGAGAUGUUAUGAGAAACAUAGAGAAGAAUCUACUGAAGAGCACAUAUCAAUGAGAAGGUCAUCCUUAUCGUCCUAUCUUGAAGAAUUAACACCUGACAAGGAGAAAUCCUUAGAAAAUAUUAAAGAAAAUUCUACUAUGGGAAAAAUUAAUUCAGAAAAUGAACUAUUGAAGGAUCUUUCUGAAAAGGGAAGAAAACUGGUAUUUGAAACUGAAGAUCUCUCACCUGUGAUAAGUCCACUUUCUUUGUCCAACCUUAGCCCCUUCAAUAGAAAAAAACCAUUUAUCAAUUAUAAAAAUUCAGAAAUUCCCAAGGAUAAAAUCUGUGAAGCUGAUGAAGCAGUGAGCAUUACAAUGGGCUAUUUAGAUAAAUCAUUUCAUACAGAAAUAGAAGAUACAUCUGAAAAUAUCAUGAAUAGUAGAGGAGAGGCUUCUUUACCUCCAUCUCAGUUAACCACGCCUUGCAGAAGCAGAGAAGGAUUACAGCAUGAAGAAUGUCUUAUUGAUGUACACGAAUCUGGACCUACAAUACAUCCUAAUUUCAAACGACUGUAUCAGGAAGAUACAGAAAAUUACUCUGAUGAUGAAGAAGAAAUCAGGAGAGAGGAAAGGAAAAUAAAGCUUCUCCCUAGAAAGUUAUUCAAAGCAGAUGAUAGCACUUAUAAAGUAUCUGAAAGCUUAUCUACUUUUUCUGUCAAUGAGACGUCUCUUUUUGAUGGGGAAGGCUGGGAUACAGACUGUUCAAAUGUAGAGAUGAUUUGUCAGAAGCUUCAUAAGGAAUUUGCUAGGAAAAUACAGAACCGAUCAAAGAAAAUUGAUUGUUUUGCAAAGCAGUCACUGCAAACAGCUAACCAGCAUAUGUACACAAUGGGAAGAGAUGUACACAAGCACAGAACCAGACAGCUGGAAAAACUUCAUUCUUGCCUCCUGAAAGAGCUUGAAAGUUUUGAAAGAGAUUCACAAAUAUUGAGAACUAUGGAAAAAGAUUUUUCGAAUUUUUCAAAGAAGCAUUUUGAAACAUUUAGCACUUACAACAAGAAUGAGCAGCAGAGAUUCCAGAAUCUUAGAACUUCAUUUGAGAAGAACGUUUUCCAUACUGCUGAUCAAGAGGAAAAUAUUUUUCUGUCUCAAGUACAUUUAUUGAAAGAAGAUAUUAAGGGGAUUCAAGAUAAAUUUCUUAAGGAAAUGCAUGAAGAAGAAUUGCUUAAUGUUCGCAAAGGUUUGCAAUCCCUCUUUAUGGCAGAAGGUAGAAAAUUGUAA